Molecule: messenger RNA, 1141 nt
Organism: Ahaetulla prasina
Lineage: Eukaryota; Metazoa; Chordata; Lepidosauria; Squamata; Colubridae
Product: RNA polymerase II-associated protein 1-like
Exons: 6
Coding region: 518-1126 (202 amino acids)
Biological process (GO): transcription by RNA polymerase II
Cellular component (GO): nucleus
Source: RefSeq, a predicted model, not a curated record
AUCCUAUUGCUUUCCUGAACUUUGUUGUUUUAUUCCCCCGCGAAGUGGAAAAUAACAGGCCUGCGGCAGAAUCAACGCGGUCUCCCGUUUUCAAGGAGAGGGGAAGGCGCGGGUGCGACCUUUUUUCUGCGCGCAGGUUAGUCAGCGAGCCGCAGUUUCUACUCGAGGAGCAGCUCAUCCCAAAUCAAAGAGGUCGUGAUUUGGAAAAGAGCGAGAGAGAGAGAAGCACAGAAAGGUCUGUGACAGACACGGACAAAUAAAGGACUACCCAUUACCAAUCUUCAUCCAUAGAAGGAAGCCAGUAGAUCAGUAAUAAUAAAUAAUGUUAACAGAGCAUAAAACAUCCGUGUGGAUUUUCCUGUAAAAAUCCAAGAGUGAGAAUAGCUACGUGCUGCCACUUGAUCAGGCAGAGAAUGGAAGACUCUAAGCAAUCCUGAGAGGAUGUUCCCCCAUCUGAAACUCAAUACAGGUAUGCCAUAAAUUCUUUUUUAAACAGAAACAAAAACAUAGAAAGAGGAUGUUGUCAAGGCCUAAGCCUGGAGAAUCAGAAGAAGAUCUGCUGAGAUUCCAGAAUCAGUUCCUGGAGACUAAAUCUUCCCCAGCAGUUAAAGUAGUAAAGAAAGCAGAUAAAAGAAGAGGAGAUGUGGACAGAGACAGUGAUGACAGACGUCCAUUGCAGUUCAGUAGGGAUGUGGUGAUGCUGGAUGAUUUUCCAGAUCUUCCUCCACCUUUGACACCAGCUCCUCCAAAGAAAUCCAGAUUCAAAAGUGCCCAUGUCCAUUUUGAUGAAGAUCCAGGGAAGCAGUUGGAUUGUAAUGAUCAACAUAUCACAGCAGUCUUAAGCAAAAUCAUUGAACGUGAUACUAGCAGUGCCAGAGUGACAAUGCCAGUGUUCACGGGUGAUCCGUUUCCCAAAGUUUUUCAUCGAUCUGAAAUAAAAACUGAGGUGAAAGACACAGUACUGGCAAAGAAAAGCAUCUUUGCUCAGAAAAUAGCUGCCAAGAGGGCCGCUAAAGGAGAUUGGACUCCUCAUAUUGCUGUUCAGCAGUCAAAUUCAAGACAGGUCACUUCACAUACUUUGGAGGAAAAUGCAGGUGAAUGUUAUGAUGGGCUUGGAAAGCCUUAGAGCUGAACAUGUGAG